Molecule: messenger RNA, 1249 nt
Organism: Parasteatoda tepidariorum (common house spider)
Lineage: Eukaryota; Metazoa; Arthropoda; Arachnida; Araneae; Theridiidae
Product: RNA helicase aquarius
Biological process (GO): mRNA splicing, via spliceosome
Cellular component (GO): catalytic step 2 spliceosome
Molecular function (GO): mRNA binding; helicase activity
Source: RefSeq, a predicted model, not a curated record
CCACCAUUCAAAAUUCAAUUUUUCCCAAUAGAAGAAAAUUCUGCUGAAAAUGAAGUGCAAAAGCAAAAGGUUAUUGUAACUCCCCAUGUACUUCCUAAUUCCGGACCCUAUUUAUAUGCUCAUCCUAAAAAGAAUAUGGUGCAGUUUACUCCUACGCAAGUUGAAGCUAUUAAAUCUGGAAUGCAGCUUGGCCUUACUAUGGUAGUUGGACCUCCUGGUACCGGAAAAACUGAUGUUGCUGUUCAAAUAAUUUCUAAUUUGUAUCACAACUUCCCAAAUCAAAGAACACUUAUUGUCACUCAUUCUAAUCAAGCAUUGAAUCAGCUUUUCGAGAAAAUCAUGGCUUUGGACAUUGAUGAACGUCAUUUGCUUCGUUUAGGUCAUGGCGAAGAAGCUUUAGAAACCGAGAAAGACUUCAGUCGAUACGGUCGAGUUAAUUACGUCUUAGCCAAACGCCUCGAACUUUUGGAUCAUGUACGAAAACUUCAAGAAAGUCUCGGUGUGUCAGGUGAUGUUUCUUAUACAUGUGAAACUGCUGGACAUUUUUUUAUGUAUCAUGUGUUAGCUAGAUGGGAAGAAUUUCUAAGUAAAGUGAAACCAGGAAGAGGUAAAAAAGUUGCUCUAAACUUAGUUGCAGAUUGUUUCCCCUUUUCCAAAUUUUUCGAGAAAGCUCCUCAGCCUCUAUUUAAGGGUAAAACGUAUGAAGAAGAUAUCGAAAUUGCAGAAGGCUGUUUCCGUUACAUAAAGAAGAUAUUUUCUCAGUUAGAGGAAUUUAGAGCUUUUGAGUUACUUCGCAGUGGUUUAGAUCGUUCUCAGUAUCUACUUGUUAAAGAGGCUAAAAUCAUAGCAAUGACAUGUACACAUGCAGCUUUAAAAAGAAAAGAAUUAGUAGAACUUGGAUUUACCUAUGAUAACAUCUUGAUGGAAGAAUCAGCUCAAAUUUUAGAAAUUGAAACUUUCAUUCCACUUUUGUUGCAGAAUCCUAAGGAUGGGUUCAAUAGACUUAAACGCUGGAUUAUGAUUGGUGAUCAUCAUCAAUUACCACCGGUUAUAAAAAACAUGGCUUUUCAAAAAUAUAGUAAUAUGGAGCAGUCGUUAUUUACGAGGUAUAAUUUUCAAACUUAAUUUUUCAUUAUAUGCAUGAUAGAUUUAUUAACUGUAAGAAAAGGUGAAUAUUUAUUCAAACUUCUUAGUCAGUGUCGGAUUAAGCGUACGCGGGGCUCUAGGCCUUUCAAAUUUUUAAGGCACU